This is a messenger RNA of Gloeophyllum trabeum ATCC 11539, 1416 nucleotides long. RefSeq names its product O-methyltransferase. The record is from RefSeq and is a predicted model, not a curated record. NCBI's taxonomy places the organism in Eukaryota, Fungi, Basidiomycota, Agaricomycetes, Gloeophyllales, Gloeophyllaceae. The transcript is spliced from 9 exons. Gene Ontology annotation, molecular function: O-methyltransferase activity. Bases 1 to 1416 code for a protein of 471 amino acids.
AUGACAAUCGAAGACCUGGAGAACCUGCAGGCAGUUCUCAACGACUCCAUUGACUCUCUAAAGAGGUACUACACGGAUAUAUCAUUAGAUUUCCCGUCCCUCGAUGGACAAUACAGCGCCGAUGCAGCCGAAAGCUUGAGGUCUGACCCGAAGGUCUCCCAAGCAAUCCUGAACAUCACUGCCGCCUCCUACCAACUACUAUGCACUGUGAGGCCGCCUAUGAUGUCCAUAUUUGACGCAGCGACCAGCUACUUGAUCACUGCAUGUCUUAGAGUAACCGAGCAGAUCAAUGCAGUAGAGCUGCUGCGCGACUUCGGCGCUCAGGGCCUUCACGUAAACGAUAUUGCACUCUACGCUGGCAUGGAGCCGACGAAGUUAGCCCGCGUGUUCCGCUUGCUCGCGACGCAUCACAUCUUUCGCGAAGUGCAGCCGAACGUCUUUGCCAAUAAUCGUAUUUCGUCCGUAUUCGACAGCGGCAAGGACGCGAGGUGGCUAUCUACCCAACCCCAAGCGGAGAAACACAAGGGGACCUAUGGCGCGGCUGCAUUUAUUGAUCACGCGGCCGACGAAUGCUGCAAGUCUGCGUGCUACCUGUAUGAGACGCUCUCAUCCCCCGAAACGAGCCAUAACUUCAAAGCCAACCAGGCAGCGUUACAAACAUGCUUCAAGACCGACAAAGUGCUCUUCGCUUGGCUCGAGGAGCCGUUCAACCAACGCCGGUUUGAGAGAUACGGAGCUGCGAUCAGAGCGAGCUCUUUUUGGAACGAUCCCAAAGCAAUCAUCAAUGGAUACGACUGGGGCUCACUGACCGCCAACGACCUGAUCGUCGAUGUUGGUGGCGGCCAUGGUAUGCCAUCCUUGAUGAUAGCAAGGGCGAAUGCGGAAGUCCGAAUCAUUAUACAGGAUCGUGAAGCUGUCACAGAGCAGGGGAAAGUAUUCUGGCGUGAGGUGUUUCCCAAGGCGUUGGACAGCGGCCGCGUUAGUUUUCAAGCCCAUGAAUUCUUCGACAAGCAGCCUCAGAGAGAUGUAUCUGUCUUUGUGCUGCGCACCGUGUUGCACGACUGGCCCGACAAAAAUUGUGUCACUAUCCUCAAACAUUUGCGAGACGCUGCGGGCACCAAAACCAAACUCCUGAUAGGCGACUGGAUUAUACCGCUCGCAUGUAGCGAGGGCGCAGAAGCGCCCCAGAUCUUGGGGGCACUGAAAGUUACCGUGCCUUCGCCUCUACUAGCGAACCACGGUAGGGCCAAUUCUAUUCCCUAUGCACUCGACAUGGCCAUGCAAGUCAUAUUAAACGGUCAAGAACGAACUCUAGCGCAUCACGCUGACCUCGCAGCACGUGGGGGCUGGCGUAUAUCCCAGGUUAAUCCUAUAGAGGGUUCUUGUUUUGGUUACAUGGUGGCGGAACCAGUGUAG